AAGAGCCGUGAUUCUGUUGGAAAUCUGCCAGUGGUGUACGUUAUGUUCAGAUAAGACACCGUAUCCGCCGCCCGCCGCCUGCUGGGCAUCCCGGGGGAGACUCCGCCAGUAUCGGAGCACAUCGCAGACGGUGAGCAGGAAGGCCGGCGUGGUAAAUGGAAGCUCGCGCACCGCACGGCCGGCCGGUCUUCUGGUUGCAUCUCCCGGCGCCGGCGAGCGGGCAUCCCUCCGACGUCCAUCUGUGGCGGAUGGCGGACCGCGGUUCUGGCUCGGUCGAGAAGCACGCAUCCCCACUUCAGCCUCGCCAUGGCCAUCUCACCUGCGGCCUGAGCCUGUUCUGAGCAGCCAAGACCUCAGCCACCUGGUGCUGCAACACAGUAUCAUUGCACAACACCUUCGUCUGCGAGGACUAUGCUGAAGCACAGUGCCCGUGAGGAGAGCGACGGGCUACUCAACUCCAGCAGUAGCUCCUUCGAGCUCCUGGACACCGAGUACAAGGGAUCACCCAAGGUCGCCGGGGCCUACAAGUCCAGCUCUAGGUUCGCCAGGCCGCUCUGGCAAUACGCCCUCGCGACCCUGCUUCUCGUCGCGCUCACGGACCUUGCCUUCCUCGCGUACAUAUCGCGCAUCUUCGCCACCGAGUACUUCGACGCCGCCGAUCUUCCCCUCGCGAAUCCGUACAUCGGGCUAAAGGAGCUCUAUGAGCUGGGACGUGUCGAGCCCGACCGCAUCGAGCCGCUCCUCAACAGGCCGCGCGUGGCGACGCAGGUGUUCCGCGACGAGCCAGACCGAGCGGGGAGCAGGGGCGAGCAUGAGGUGUGGAAUACGAUGAUGGGGACGUUGUCCCCGUACGACAGGCAUCUGCUCAUCGACGACAUGACACGCACGAUCGCGCAAUUUCGCGCGAUGGACUUCGGCAUGGAGGAAUGCUCGCUCGUCCUCCGCCUGCCCGGCCCGUCAGACCACGUCGAGGGCAAAGACCAGCCCGCGCUCAGCAGCACCGCGCCGCAGCUACAGAUCUGCCCGCUCGACAUCCCGCGCUUCCUCGACGUCUCAGCGGUCACCUGGAAUGCGCGCCCGCGGUGCGCCGCGCCGCCCAUGGCCUUCACGACGGCGGUCGGCGCGGAGCUCGAGGUGCUCCCGCGCUUCGCGUGCGCGUGGGGGACCUACCACUCAUUCGAGGUCGGCUGUGCGGAGGGAAGCUCGGAGGAGUGCCUGGUGGAUGUAUGGUCGAGCCACAACCAGACCUGGGGAUUGUACAUGUAUCAGCACCAGACCAUCUAGGGCGCAGGAGCCCCACGCGUCCGGGCAGGAAAGAGGAAUGUCAUUCGUGUGUACCGUAUGCUAGCGGGUGAUGCAGCGCUGAUUUGCGGGGAGUU
Rhodofomes roseus is the source of this 1379-nucleotide messenger RNA. RefSeq lists its product as uncharacterized. Lineage: Eukaryota; Fungi; Basidiomycota; Agaricomycetes; Polyporales; Fomitopsidaceae. The transcript is spliced from 4 exons. Bases 412 to 1284 code for a protein of 290 amino acids. The record is from RefSeq and is a predicted model, not a curated record.